Danio aesculapii is the source of this 3645-nucleotide messenger RNA. RefSeq lists its product as uncharacterized. Gene Ontology annotation, biological process: xenobiotic metabolic process. Bases 1 to 3036 code for a protein of 1011 amino acids. The transcript has 18 exons. Gene Ontology annotation, molecular function: iron ion binding; heme binding; oxidoreductase activity, acting on paired donors, with incorporation or reduction of molecular oxygen, reduced flavin or flavoprotein as one donor, and incorporation of one atom of oxygen. The record is from RefSeq and is a predicted model, not a curated record. Gene Ontology annotation, cellular component: cytoplasm; intracellular membrane-bounded organelle. NCBI's taxonomy places the organism in Eukaryota, Metazoa, Chordata, Actinopteri, Cypriniformes, Danionidae.
AUGGCUGUUGUUGAAUCUUUGCUACAUUUUUCGAGUGCAGGCACAUUACUGGGCGCUUUGCUAUUGUUACUAGUUUUCUAUCGGCUCUCUCGAGACUCUAAAUUUCAGAAAAAGAGGAAAGAUCCACCAGGACCCAAACCACUACCUUUACUGGGGAACCUGCUGACCCUUGACCUUGCAAGACCUUUUGACACCCUUUGUGAGCUGUCCAAAACCUAUGGGAAUGUGUACCAAGUGUUUUUGGGUCCCAAAAAAGUAGUGGUACUUAUUGGACACAAAACUGUUAAAGAAGCUCUUGUGAACUAUGCAGAUGAGUUCGGGGAACGAGAUAUUACACCAAUUUUCAGGAUACUUACUAACGAACAUGGGAUCCUCUUUUCUAAUGGAGAAAGCUGGAGAGAGAUGCGACGGUUCGCUCUCAGCAACCUGCGAGACUUUGGGAUGGGCAAAAGAGGAAGUGAGGAGAAAAUCAUUGAAGAAAUUCAUCAUCUCAAAGGAGAAUUUGAUAAGUUUGAAGGGAAACCCUUCGACACAACGCAGCCUGUGAACUACGCUGUGUCAAACAUCAUCUCGUCUAUUGUGUACGGCAGCAGAUUUGAAUACACAGACCCUCAAUUCACAGAAAUGGUUGAUAGAGCAAAUGAAAAUAUUCGAGUUAGCGGAUCAGCUUCAAUGAUGCUUUACAAUAUCUUUCCAUGGCUGGGUCCAUUCCUCAACAGCAAAAAGAUUGUUGUAAGAAACAUGUUAAAAAAUAGAGCAGAAUUCAUGAAGUUGAUCACUGGACUGCGGGAGACUCUGAAUAUACAUGACCGCAGAGGCUUUGUCGACUCUUUUCUUAUCCGCAAACAGAGUGAUGAGCAAUCCGGCAAAAAGGACUCGUACUUUCAUGCAGAGAAUCUUCUCAUGACGGUGGGAAAUCUGUUUGCUGCUGGUACUGAUACCACAGGAACAACUCUGCGCUGGGGUCUGAUGCUCAUGGCCAAAUACCCUCAAAUACAAGAUCGAGUUCAAGAGGAGAUUGACAGAGUGAUUGGUGGACGUCAGCCAGUGGUGGAAGACAGGAAGAAAUUACCAUAUACAGAUGCUGUGAUUCAUGAAAUUCAGAGAUUAGCUAAUAUUGUACCCAUGAAUCUCCCUCAUGUGACCAGCUGUGAUGUUACCUUUAAUGGAUACUUCAUCAAGAAGGGGACAUGUGUUAUUCCUCUGCUGACGUCUGUUCUGAAGGAUGAAAGUGAAUGGGAGAAACCAAACAGCUUUUACCCAGAACAUUUCCUUGAUGAGAAGGGCCAGUUCAUCAAGAGAGAUGCUUUCAUGCCCUUUUCUGCUGGACGCAGGGUUUGCCUGGGAGAAAGCUUGGCCAGGAUGGAGCUCUUCCUGUUCUUCACGUCUCUCCUUCAGAGCUACCGCUUCACAACUCCACCUGGAGUGUCUGAAGAUGAACUGGAUCUUAAAGGAAUGGUUGGAGUGACUCUAAAUCCAUCUCCACACAAACUGUGUGCAGUCAGACUGAGCAUGGCGUUCAUGGAAGCACUUCUUCAUGUUUUCAGCACAGGAACAUUAAUCUGCUUUUUGCUGCUGCUCCUGGUUGCUUAUUUCCUGUUGUUCAGGUCUCAAAGUGACGAAAAUGAACCUCCAGGGCCAAAACCGUUGCCGCUGUUGGGAAAUCUUCUAAUGCUGGAUGUCAACAAACCACACUUGAGCCUGUGUGAGAUGGCAAAGCAGUUCGGCCCAGUUUUCAAAGUCUACUUUGGUCCGAAGAAAGUGGUUGUGCUUGCCGGCUACAAAGCAGUGAAGCAAGCGCUUGUUAAUUAUGCAGAAGCAUUUGGAGACAGAGAAAUCAUGCCACUUUUCCAUGAUUUCACCAAAGGUCACGGAAUUAUAUUUGCCAACGGAGAGAGCUGGAGAGAGAUGAGACGGUUUGCUCUCACUAAUUUACGAGACUUUGGGAUGGGAAAGAAAAAAAUUGAGGAGAAAAUCAUCGAGGAAACAUGCCAUUUACGAGAGGAGUUUGAGAAGUUUGAAGGAAAGCCUUUUGAAACCGCACAGCUCAUGAACUACGCAGCUUCAAGUGUCAUCUCCUCCAUUGUGUAUGGCCGCAGAUUUGAGUAUACAGACCCUCAGUUACGGACCAUGGUGGAUCGAGCCAAUGAGAGCGUCAGACUGAGUGGAUCAGCAUCUGUACAGCUCUACAACAUGUUCCCUUUCUUGGGCCCGUUGCUCAAAAAUUGGAGACAACUCAUGAAAAAUCUACAUCUUGAUAUUGAAGAGAUUUCAGAGCUGGUGAGCGGUUUACAUCAAACAUUAAACCAACAGGACCUCAGAGGAUUUGUUGAUUCAUUUCUUGUCAGGAAGCAGUAUGCAGAGGAUUCUGGAGAGAAGAAUUCACAUUUCCAUGAACAGAACCUCAUUUACACAGUAGGAAACCUGUUUGUUGCUGGUACGGACACUACUAGCACAACACUGCGCUGGAGCUUGCUGCUGAUGACCAAAUAUCCACAUAUACAGGAUCGAGUUCAGGAGGAGAUUGACCAGGUAAUCGGUGGCCGACAACCAGUUUCAGAAGACAGGAAGAACUUACCAUAUACAGAUGCUGUUAUUCAUGAAACCCAAAGACUGGCCAACAUAGUACCCAUGAGCAUCCCUCAUAUGACCAGCUCUGACAUUACCUUCAAUGGGUACUUCAUCAAGAAGGGUACUUGUAUAUUUCCUCUGCUAACAUCUGUACUGUGGGAUGAGGAUGAAUGGGAAACACCCCACACCUUCAACCCCAAUCAUUUUCUGGAUGAGCAGGGUCGAUUUGUGAAGAGAGACGCAUUCAUGCCCUUCUCUGCAGGGCGCAGGAUUUGUCUUGGAGAGAGUUUGGCCAGGAUGGAGCUCUUCCUCUUCUUCACGUCUCUCCUUCAGUAUUUCCGCUUUACUCCUCCUCCUGGAGUGUCUGAAGAUGAGCUGGAUCUCACACCAGUCGUGGGUCUGACUUUGAAUCCUUCACCCCACAAACUGUGUGCAGUCAUUAGACCGGAAAGACAACAAAACUGAUCCACUGGGAAACGUUCAGUUUUUUAUACAGUGUAUUGCAUAGAGUAUACACCAUCUGAUAGAGAGUUAUAUUCAAUGUGCUUUUCUGUGCAUAACAGAUGAAGCGGUAAAUGGGGUAUGUCUUUCAUUAUAAAAUUGCCACAUUUAAGGUCUGAUUUCUUUAAAAAUCAUUGAUCUUCACUGCCUGAUAAAUAUACGAUAUGAAGUGGAUCUCAGACCAGACAUGAAGCACUGAAUUAAAUUCCAUUUCCCCCCGCCGUGUCUUUAAAAAUACGACAGUUUAUUGUUUCUGUGCUCACCUUUCAUUCCGUUUUAUGCUUGAACAACUAAAUGAAUGCUUAAGUCUCUUCAACUGAAUGUAUUUUAACUACAUUACAACAUCGAUGCUGUAAGAGGAACGUUUUGAAAAAGAGAACAGCUUUCACUUGAAGUUUAUCAUUGGCUGAAAAACACUCGCUGUGCAAAUACCCCAUUGAGGUUCCAGUGACGCUAAAUGUUGACAGUUUCCAGUGUGGAUAAAUGUUACUUUUACUUCCAAAUGUAUAUGAAUCAAUAGAGACACAACCAUUUACAAUACAACAUUGAUUUUACGUAGUUUAUUAAAUGUAA